AUGGAGUUUGGAGAAGGAACCAUUCUCAUUGUAAAAGGUACAGAAAUAAUUCUUAUUUUCAGAUUGUUAAAAAUCUUAGAUUAUACAUGAAGAGUGUAGAAGAAUAGCUAAAGGAAAUUGAAUUAUUGUGACAAUCAAAUGUACAUAAAAGGUUGAUGUCCGCGCCCCCGCGGAAAUCUAAUUAGCAUCAUAAAAAAAUACCCAUACAAAUCCUUCAGUUUAAGCUAGAGAUAUCUGUUUAUUUGCAUUGGAUGAGUCUCAAUCCACCGCAUCCGCCUAUGUCGCUCUUCCGCAUCUGCGGUGAAAGGUGACAGAGCUAGAGCGGUGUUUGUCAGACCAUGAGACAUCCCGAAAAUGAUGGAACGAUGAGACUCUCAGGAACAUGACGGUGUUCUCCGUUUUGCUCUACAUCCUCCACAAAAAAUAACAAAUUCCUGAUCUUUCUUAUAUCUCUCAGAUAUAGGACAGACACUUCAGAACAAACUUCUUUUAGACUAUGUUUUGGGGGACUAUAUGUUGUUCCAUGCAGUUAAUCUGUUAUUCAAUGUGUUUGUGUGGACUAAUAGCUGUAAUGCCAAAUACAAUUUUCCAUCAAAUAAUUGUAUAUAUUUUUUUAUACUUCAAGGGGUCUUAAAAUUCAAAAUCAAAUAGCAAAAUGAUCCUUGGUAUGACCUUCUUAAAACAAUUCCAUAUAGCCUAAUAGAACCCACCCCCCACCCACCCCCCCCAGCUUAGCUUUUUAGAUUAUUUAGUUCCAAAAAUAAUGGGUUAAAUACAUGUACAAAAAAUAGACUGUUAUGGGUUAAGUAAUCUCAUAAUGAGAUCCUUUCAUGGUUAAAAAAAUGUUAGGUAGGGAUGUUUUGGAUAUUCAAAAGAUUUACUGACAUGAUACUUCUUUUCAGGUUCAGAGUCCAACAGCAAGACAGUUGUUCAGCAGUCUGUGUCUAAAUCAGUCCAGCUAGGAGACUCUGUGACUCUGAACUGUACAAUACACACUGAGACCUGUGUAGGAGAACACAGUGUCUAUUGGUUCAGACAUGGCUCAGGAGAAUCCCAUCCAGGAAUAAUUUACACCCAUGGAGACAGGGGUGAUCAGUGUGAGAACAGCCCUGAGGCUGGGUCUCCUACACAGAGCUGUGUCUACAAUCUCCCCAAGAGGAACCUCAACCUCUCUGAUGCUGGGACUUACUACUGUGCUGUGGCCUCAUGUGGGGAGAUACUGUUUGGGAACGGGACCACACUGGACUUUGAGGGUUGUGACUUUACUGCCCAGAUGAGAAUCCUGGUCCUUCUCUCCAUCAUAAGAACUGGAGUUCUCCUCUGCUGUGUGACCAUCUUCAUCAUUAUCUAUACCACCAGGAAAUAA
Messenger RNA from Coregonus sp. 'balchen', 1366 nucleotides. The record is from the annotation of a GenBank genome assembly. NCBI's taxonomy places the organism in Eukaryota, Metazoa, Chordata, Actinopteri, Salmoniformes, Salmonidae.